Pelobates fuscus (common spadefoot toad) is the source of this 889-nucleotide messenger RNA. RefSeq names its product amphiregulin (gene AREG). The coding region runs from base 182 to 868 and encodes 228 amino acids. The transcript has 5 exons. NCBI's taxonomy places the organism in Eukaryota, Metazoa, Chordata, Amphibia, Anura, Pelobatidae. Gene Ontology annotation, biological process: epidermal growth factor receptor signaling pathway; positive regulation of cell population proliferation. Gene Ontology annotation, molecular function: growth factor activity; epidermal growth factor receptor binding. The record is from RefSeq and is a predicted model, not a curated record.
CAGUUUGUGGGAGCUGCAGGACUGAACACAGUCACACACCAACAUACAGCACAGCAUCACUGACAAGAGCAAGACUGUCACCCACUUAACAUAACCUUUGUGACAAAAAGGACUUGGUCAUUUUACAAUCAUCAAGGAAUAACUCCAGGCUUUGAUUGCUUUGAAGAAAUAUCUCAUCACAAUGUCUUCUCACAUGUCAUUGCUUCUGUGCAUCACACUCCUGUGCUCUUUAGCAUGCCAGUACCAGGUGCAUUGUUCUGAAGCCAGCGCUACCUCAGUCCAAACCAACGCAACAUUACCUGAAGACAAUCCUGUCGCUAAUGGAACCGACAGCCUGAAUAAGCCAAACAAGGAUGAAGAAGAUGUUGAAGAAGAUGAUUAUGACCAGGAUAUUUCUGUAGGAUAUAUUAUAGAUGAUUCUAUUCGUGUACAACCAGUAGUCAAGCCAGAAAACACAACUAAAAAAAAUGAAAAGAAAAAUGGAGAAAAGAAAGCAAAAAAGGCCAAAAAUGACAAGAAAAAGAAGAAGAAUCCAUGCCUAACCACACAUAAAGACUUUUGCAUUCAUGGUCAAUGUAAAUACCUUUCCAGUAUUAAAGAGGUUACAUGCAGAUGUCAGAAAGACUAUUCAGGAGAGAGAUGCAGUACAUUAAGUACAAUGUCCAUGAAAACACAUACGAGUGAACUUGGAGAUGUAUCAACAGUAGCUUUGGCUGUUGCAGCAGUUCUUCUGUCAACGAUCAGCCUUGUUGCAAUUAUUAUCAUCAUUGUUAUACACACCCGUAGGAAGUAUUCUACUUAUGACUGCGAAGCGGAAGAAAAAAAGAAAUUAGGUCAAGAAAAUGGAAGUGAAGAAAUUGACGUAUGAUAGCAUUUGUAAGUAUAUAUG